Indicator indicator is the source of this 2802-nucleotide messenger RNA. RefSeq names its product cilia and flagella associated protein 251 (gene CFAP251). Lineage: Eukaryota; Metazoa; Chordata; Aves; Piciformes; Indicatoridae. The transcript is spliced from 20 exons. The coding region runs from base 1 to 2802 and encodes 933 amino acids. The record is from RefSeq and is a predicted model, not a curated record. Gene Ontology annotation, molecular function: protein binding. Gene Ontology annotation, cellular component: sperm flagellum.
AUGGAGCAGGAAACACAGCAGAGUAGGGAGGAUGAUGGGUGUGAUGGCUCUGCCAGUUUGUUGUGGGCAGCCAUGCCGGGGAUGGUCUUCCAGGAGGACAGGCAGACCAGCCUUCACCCCCUUAGCUUGUCCUGGGUGUUGGGCUACAACAGCAGCCUGGCAGUGCACAGCCUGAUGGACGGGGAAGACCUGGUGCUCCUGUAUGCCACCUCCCACACCGUGGUCAUCUAUGACAUCUUGAAGAACAGACAGCACCACUUACAGGGCCACACGAAUGUCAUUUCUUGCCUGUGUGUGAGUGAAGACAGACGCUGGGUUGCAACUGCUGACAGAGGGCCGGAUGCUCUGAUCAUCGUGUGGGACUCCUUUUCUGGGAUACCAGUACACACCAUCUUUGAGAGCCAUCCCAAGGAUGGGGUCAGUGCCAUUGCUAUUUCUCACGAUGCGAAGUAUUUGGCAACCAUUAGUGCUGGUACAGUGCAGAGAGUUUGUGUUUGGGAGUGGACUUCACCCACAGAGAAACCUGUGUGCAGUGCAGAGCUGAGGCCUGAGUUUGGCUAUCAGGAUUAUGUAGUUUUUAACCCUCAAAAUCCCUACGAAUUUGUCAGCAACAGCAAAACCCAGGUGAUAUUUUAUCUGUGGGGUGAUGAAGGUUUGCAUUAUGGAGCACCAGUCCUGAACACCCAGACCUUCCACAGCGUGGUGGGACACUUCAGCCAGUCAGUUUUUCAUUUUAACAACUCCCAAGCUCUGACGGCCACCUCGUCCGGGAAGCUGGUGGUGUGGGACACGGUCGGUCCCUCCAAGGAACUGUGGGCCAGGCCACAUGGCAUGAAGGCCACCAACCUGGUGCCUAUGCAGAAGGACAGCCUUACCGUGCUCCAGGUGUUUGAGAGAUCCAUAGUUACAGGUGAUGUGAAGGGUCAGGUCAAAUUCUACAAUGGGCAGCUGCAGUUCCUCACCUGCUACAGCCACAGUGAAGUGGGUCCCAUUCAGUCUAUCUCCUUCUCCAAAACCUCUCCUGAUGCCUCCUCAAACUGCUCCACCUCCAUGAGCAGCCAGCCCUUCAUCACCAGGAACUUUAUCCUUUCAACUUCUGAUGCAACCGUGCUCCAUGUUGCAACAGACAGGACAAACUUUGAAAAAGUCAUGGAAGAGACGAAGGAAGCUGUGAAUGCCAUCGCCUGCCACCCCCGGCAGGCACGUGUGGCUGUGGGGAGUCGCUGUGGGCUGCUGAGGCUGUGGGACUAUCAGCAGAACAAGUACCUCGUUAGCAGGAUCUUCACCAAGGCGGGCAUCCAGUGCUUGUCCUAUGACCCUGAAGGUUAUUUUCUGGCUGUUGGUUGCAAUGAUGGAAGUGUUUACAUCCUCGAUGCCAUUUCCCUUCUGUCCAGCUGCAACGAGCUCAGGUUCUCACACGGUCCUGUGACUCAUAUCAGUUUCUCUCACGAUUCAGAGUACCUCGCAACUGCUGAUGAGAAAUACUCAGUGACUCUUUACAAGAGAGUCCUGCAAAACGGGAGCGGGUGCUGGGAACACCUGGCAGGGCUGCGCUCCCACUACAAACCCAUCCGGAGCAUCCUCUUUGGGGUCCAGAUAGACAGCAAUGAGCCCAGACUCUUGAGCCUUGGGGAGGACCGGCAGCUGGUUGAAUAUGACCUGAAGAGCAGCAGCAAGGACCACUUGGUGGUCUUGCACAGGGACCGAGUGGAGCAGGCUGCUGUGCCCCUGUGCUUGGCCUGGUACCCACAGCUCAGCAAAGAGUCCUUCAUCCUCACUGCCAACAACUGCUACAAAUUGAAGCUCUACAACACAACGACCAAAAUGUGCAGAAAGACCCUUUUGGGACCAACCUAUGGCUCCCCUUUGGAGAAGAUACAAAUCCUUCCAGCAACAAACACUGUGGACCCCCAGAAACACUAUCUGGCGUACAUUACAAAGGAUAAGGUGGGUUUGCAGAUUUUGCCUGUUGAUGGCAACCCCCACAAGUCCUCAGCCUUCAUUUGCCACCCAGAUGGUGUCUCUGACCUUGCCAGCUCCUUUGAUGGACGCUACAUCUUUACAGCAGGGGGGAAUGACUGCACUGUUAUGAAAUGGGAGGUCAACAUAAAUGCUUUGGAUGCUGCUGCUUCCCUGGGCGGGGAAGGCUUGAUCCCAUUCUACAACCUACUGGAUGGUGGCAGAGAAGGCGAAUUCUUCAAGGAGCUGGAAGACUAUUUUUACUACAUGCAGCUGCGCAACCAUGGUGUCAAUACACUGGAGACUAGAGAGGUGUCAACACAUAUUCCCUUGGAGGAAAUGCCUUCUGUCAUGAGAGCAAUGGGAUUUUAUCCAUCAGAGGAAAAGAUUGAAGAAAUGAUAAAUGAAGUAAAAUUCAGCGAGUAUGUGGAUACUGGAGAACAAGUGACAAAAAUCAAUUUAGAGGAUUUUAUCAAACUUUAUAUAAAUCAUCGACCUGUGUUUGGCUUGUCAAUGACAGAAAUACAACAAGCGUUCCAGGUUCUUGGUUAUGAUAAUGAGAACGGAGACAAAGUUAUUGACAGAGGAGACUUACUGUUGCUGCUCCAGCUCAGAGGAGAGCACAUGACAGAGGAUGAGCUGGCACAGUGUCUGACCACCCUAAUGGGCAGGCGUCCUGGGGGAGGAGGAACCGAACCAGACACCUAUGAUCCCUCAGGUGCAGCAGCUUUGACUGAAGAAGAAAUUCCAGCAGAAAUCACAGCAAAGAUAUUCACUGCUGACAUUCUCAGCUUACCUGUUGCUGAAAAAAUGAACAGAAAAAAAGAAGAGAUGAAUCUUUGA